Misgurnus anguillicaudatus (oriental weatherfish) is the source of this 934-nucleotide messenger RNA. RefSeq lists its product as uncharacterized. Gene Ontology annotation, biological process: regulation of transcription by RNA polymerase II. Lineage: Eukaryota; Metazoa; Chordata; Actinopteri; Cypriniformes; Cobitidae. Gene Ontology annotation, cellular component: nucleus. Gene Ontology annotation, molecular function: DNA-binding transcription factor activity, RNA polymerase II-specific; DNA binding. The record is from RefSeq and is a predicted model, not a curated record.
AGGGUAUGCAAGAUUAACAUUAAUCUUUAAGGCAGUGGUUCUCAAACUUUUUUAGCGUGCGGCCCCCUUGUGUACGGUGCAUUCCUUUGCGGCCCCCCAAAGAAAAGCAGAAACAAGUGGAUUAAAAACAACAAUACUAUGAAUAACUUAUCUGACCUUUUCCGCCAAAACAAGACAAAGAUGGCUACAAUCAAAGACCCAAUGAUGCUUCUCCGUCAUCUCAAGGAUAACGAUAUUAUUACAGAAAACCAAUAUAAAAUAUAUGAGCUCAAUAGCAAUGAAGACAGUGUGUACAAACUUUUGGAGUUUAUUGAAAGCCGUAAACAACCUCAUGUUGAAAAGUUCUGGAAGUGUGUAAACCAGGAGCAUAUUUUGUCACGGUAUCCUGAACUCUCUGAACUGAUUAAAAAUGUAAACACGAGGGGCUCGAAGGGCAAUGGUGAGAGUUACCAAGCUGGACCAUCAUCACAGAGCACUAACACCCAGAAGAAGACACCUGGACAAAUAAAAAAAAAGGGAAAAAAAGAUCUCAACAUCUUGAUUAAGCACAAGAAACUGCUGCCUGUAACAUGUGGGGAUAAAAAAGCUGUACUGGUCAGAAAAAGACUGUUCAAUGAAAAGAAUUUUAUUUACAUAGGGGAAAAGUACAUAACCCCUGGAGAACUUGAGAAAUUGGGUGGAAAGGGGACACAAAAAGACUGGAAAAAAAGCAUAAAAUGCUAUGGAUACACCCUUAAGACUCUCAAUAAGAUGGGUCUUUUAAAAUUGCCUAAACUUACAGGAAUGAAGGUUACUGCCCGUAAAUGACAUUUUCAUUCAUUCUAAUUUCAUAUUUUAUGGAUGUGCUACACUUUAUUUAAAAUUAGUUGCUGAAUGUGUCUUACUAAUCAUUCUUUCACUUACUAAUAACUAUUAACUAAAUACAAAUAUAAUA